Messenger RNA from Colletotrichum navitas, 1301 nucleotides. Its product is annotated as polysaccharide deacetylase. The transcript has 2 exons. Lineage: Eukaryota; Fungi; Ascomycota; Sordariomycetes; Glomerellales; Glomerellaceae. Gene Ontology annotation, molecular function: hydrolase activity, acting on carbon-nitrogen (but not peptide) bonds. Gene Ontology annotation, biological process: carbohydrate metabolic process. The coding region runs from base 177 to 1166 and encodes 329 amino acids. The record is from RefSeq and is a predicted model, not a curated record.
CUGAAGGGAGAAAAUAAAAGAGAUCCGUGUCCAUUGUUCGUCCCAGGUGUGUUGGAACCUUUCGAAACCUCCCGCUGCCCCCCCAUCACGACCAUUAUUCAAUAUCCCUCCCAAUCGAACCUUUGUCAAUCGACACUCAAGAGACACACUCCGUCGAAGGAAGCAGAACCGCCGCCAUGCCUGAGGCCUACUAUGCCCACCCGGACUACGGCUACCCCCGUGACUUCAAGGGGUACGGCGAGAAGGGCAUCGCGUGCCCGUGGCCCAACGACGCCAAGAUUGCCGUCUCCUUCGUCAUCAACUAUGAAGAGGGCGGCGAGCGUUCGGUGCUCACGGGCGACGGCGAGUCGGAGACGGCGCUGCGCGAGAACCCGAUGGGUCCGGCCAAGUACAACGAGCGCAACUACAACGUCGAGUCCGAGUACGAGUACGGGUCGCGGGCGGGCUUCUGGCGGCUCUUCCGGCUCUUCAACGCGCGGCGGAUGAAGUUCACGCUCUACGCGGUGGCGCAGGCGGUGGAGCAGCAGCCCGAGGUGGCGGCGCGGUGCGUCGAGGAAGGGCACGACGUGGCGUCGCACGCGUACCGGUGGAUCGACUACCACGACGUGCCGGUCGAGCGGGAGAAGGAGUACAUCCGCAGGUGCGUGGCGUCGCUCAAGUCGCUGACGGGGUACGCGCCGCGCGGGUGGUACUACGGGCGCAACUCGCCGCACUCGCGCACGCUCGUGCCGCAGGUGUACGAGGAGCUCGGCGAGGAGCUCGUCUGGGCGAGCGACACGUACGCCGACGACGUGCCCUACUGGAUCGACCUGCCGCUCGAGCGCGGCCGCCCGGACCCCAAGGGGUGCCUGAUGGUGCCGUACAGCUACGACUGCAACGACUUCAAGUUCCACACGGCCGGCUCCGGCUUCCGCGACCCCAUGGGCUUCUACGCCCACCUCAAGAACGCCUUCGACGUGCUCUACGAGGAGGGGCAGGAGGGCGUGCCCAAGAUGAUGACCGUCGGCCUGCACUGCCGCAUCGUCGGCCGCCCGGGCCGCCUCGGCGCCCUGCGCGACUUUGUCGACUACAUUGCCGAGAAGGAGGGCGUCUGGGUCGCCACGAGGACCGAGAUCGCCGAGGCCUUCAAGGCCAAGUACCCGUACAAGAAGGGGCAGCUGGCGUGAUGGGGUCUAAGUCGUAGUUGUAGUUGUCAUUAUUCGUGAUAGCGUGGCAGUAUAUUUUUGUAUCUAUGUUUCAUGAUGAAUAGUCCUUAUACGCAAAACUCGGUGUUUCUCUCUUACUUCUUAUUCGCCUCCCAU